GCACUUGAAAACUCAAAAGUUGAAGAACCGCUCUUCCAGAAGUGGCUUAAUUUGCCCGCCACUGCCAAAAACCCUUGAAUAAACCCUAUUGUUUACACUCACGCUUUUACGCUCCCUUUCUUCUUCCUGGGCUUUGCUUCCAUUUCACUAACCGCUCUGCUCUCUCUUUCCCUCUCUGGUUUCAAUUCAAAAUACCUCUUCACCAGAACUCAAAAUCAAAUCUACGCUUUCAUUCAAUUUCACGCCCCUAAACAAAAACCCUGGGGCUCUUCUUUUCGAAUUAAAUCCCAUUCUCUCUCCCCCACUUUCUGAUUCUAGGGUUUGUCGAUGUCGUGGGAGGAGGAGAUUGUGAUGCGCGAUGUCACCAAUGCGGGGCUCGUCGUCAGCGACCGCAUUGGCCGUGAAGUGGCGGCGCAGUUGGACCUCGAGGAAGCUCUAGAAGCCUCUAGAUACGCUAGCCAUCCCUACUCUACUCACCCCAGAGAGUGGCCUCCUUUGAUUGAAGUGGUGGAUACUUGGGAGCUGCCUCCUGUACUCAUUGAAAGAUAUAAUGCAGCUGGUGGAGAAGGAACUGCAUUAUGUGGAAUAUUUCCAGAGAUACGCAGGGCAUGGGCAUCUGUGGAUAAUUCUUUGUUUCUUUGGCGUUUUGACAAAUGGGAUGGCCAAUGUCCUGAAUACAAUGCAGAGGAACAAGCAAUAUGUGCUGUUGGACUCGCUAAAUCUAGACCUGGCAUUUUUGUUGAAGCUAUACAGUAUCUUUUAAUAUUAGCAACUCCUGUUGAGUUGAUUCUUGUAGGAGUGUGCUGUUCUGGAGGGGGUGAUGGUACAGAUCCUUAUGCAGAAGUUUCACUGCAGCCUUUGCCAGAGUAUACAGUACCUUCUGAUGGAGUUACUAUGACAUGUAUAAAUUGUACUGAUAAGGGUCGUAUUUUCAUGGCUGGCCGAGAUGGCCACAUCUAUGAACUGCAUUAUACGACUGGUUCAGGAUGGCAUAAACGUUGUCGUAAAGUUUGCCUCACUGCAGGUGUAGGCAGUGUGAUUUCGAGGUGGGUCAUACCAAAUGUGUUCAAGUUUGGAGUUGUAGAUUCCAUUGUUGAAAUGGUUGUUGAUAAUGAAAGACAGAUUUUAUAUGCAAGAACUGAAGAGAUGAAAAUUCAAGUUUUUGUUAUGGGGCCAAAUGGAGAUGGUCCAUUGAAGAAAGUGGCUGAAGAAAGGAAUCUGUUAAAUCAGAAAGAUGGACAUUAUGGAGGUAGACAAACAGCGGCACCAAGAGCCUCAAAUCGAUCAGCAAAACCAUCCAUCGUUUCAAUUUCCCCAUUAUCCACACUAGAAUCGAAGUGGCUGCACCUUGUUGCUAUUUUAUCAGAUGGUAGGAGGAUGUACCUUUCCACCUCCUCAUCUAGUGGAAGUAAUGGUACUGUUGGAGGUUUGGGUGGAUUUAACAAUCAUCACCACAGGCCAAGCUGUUUAAAAGUUGUAACAACUAGGCCUUCGCCUCCUUUAGGGGUUAGCGGUGGACUUACCUUUGGGGCAAUGUCUUUGGCUGGUAGGACCCAGACUGAGGAUCUCUCACUGAAGGUAGAAACAUCAUACUAUUCUGCUGGAACUCUUGUCCUUUCUGAUGCGUCACCACCAACCAUGUCUUCUCUUCUCAUUGUGAGCAGGGAGUCAAGCUCACAGUCAUCUCAGUCAGGUGGCUUGGGAGCAAGUGCUAGGAGUUCCCGUGCAUUACGAGAAUCUGUUUCUUCCUUGCCCGUUGAAGGACGGAUGCUCUUUGUAGCUGAUGUUCUUCCUUUACCAGAUGCAGCUGCCACUGUGUUAUCACUGUAUUCUGAGCUUGAAUUUUGCGGAUUUGAAAGCUCAGCAGAGUCCUGUGAAAAGGCAUCAGGAAAGCUGUGGGCUAGAGGUGACCUUUCAACUCAGCAUAUACUGCCAAGGAGGAGAAUAGUUGUUUUCAGCACCAUGGGCAUGAUGGAAGUGGUUUUCAAUCGGCCUGUUGAUAUUUUGAGAAGAUUGUUGGAGUCGAACUCUCCAAGAUCAAUAUUGGAGGACUUAUUUAAUCGUUUUGGUGCUGGUGAAGCAGCUGCAAUGUGUUUGAUGCUAGCUGCAAGGAUAGUUCAUUGUGAAAACCCUAUAAGCAAUGUUGUUGCAGAGAAGGCAGCUGAAGCUUUUGAGGACCCAAGAAUUGUUGGAGUGCCACAACUCGAGGGCAGUAGUGGAUUAUCAAACACUAGAACAGCAGCUGGGGGUUUUAGCAUGGGGCAGGUUGUUCAGGAGGCUGAACCUGUUUUCUCUGGUGCACAUGAAGGGCUCUGCCUUUGCUCUUCAAGGUUGCUAUUUCCUGUUUGGGAGCUCCCUGUUAUGGUUGCAAAAGGUGGUCAAGAUGCUGCAUCAGAAAAUGGGGUGAUUGCAUGCAGACUUUCUGUUGGAGCUAUGCAAGUCCUUGAGAACAAGAUUCGUGCAUUGGAGAAGUUCUUAAGGUCUAGAAGGAACCAAAGAAGGGGGCUCUAUGGAUGUGUAGCUGGUUUAGGUGACUUGACUGGUUCUAUUUUGUAUGGAACUGGUUCAGAAUUAGGUGCGGGUGAUAGGAGCAUGGUAAGAAAUUUAUUUGGUGCUUACUCCCGGAGUGUGGAGUCUAAUGGAGGUGGAGCAUCGAAUAAAAGACAGAGACUGCCAUAUAGUCCAGCUGAGUUGGCUGCAAUGGAGGUGAGGGCAAUGGAAUGUAUCAGACAGUUGCUUCUUAGGUCUGCUGAAGCUCUGUUUUUACUACAGCUUGUUUCUCAGCAUCAUGUAACACGCUUGGUUCAGGGGUUUGAUGCUAAUCUCCGCCAGGCAUUGCUUCAAUUGACUUUUCACCAACUUGUUUGUUCUGAGGAGGGUGACCGCCUUGCUACAAGACUUAUUUCUGCUCUGAUGGAGUAUUAUACUGGCCCUGAUGGCAGGGGAACAGUUGAUGAUAUUAGUGGGAAAUUACGUGAGGGAUGUCCAAGCUAUUUCAAGGAGUCUGACUAUAAGUUCUUCUUGGCGGUGGAAUGUCUUGAAAGAGCUGCUGUAACUCCUGAUCCUGAUGUAAAGGAAAAUCUUGCCAGGGAGGCCUUCAAUUUCCUAAGUAAAGUUCCAGAAUCUGCUGAUUUAAGAACCGUUUGCAAACGGUUCGAAGACUUGAGAUUUUACGAGGCUGUGGUUCGCUUAUCUCUACAAAAGGCUCAGGCACUUGACCCUGCAGGUGAUGCCUUCAAUGAGCAAAUUGAUCCAGCAAUCAGAGAAUAUGCAAUUGCACAGCGUGAACAGUGCUAUGAGAUAAUUACUAGUGCUUUACGUUCUCUAAAAGAUGGGGGCUCACAGAGGGAAUUUGGGUCUCCUGCUAGGCCUGUUGCUGUGCGAUCUACCCUUGAUCAGGCUUCACGGAGAAAAUACAUAUGUCAGAUUGUUCAGCUUGGUGUUCAAUCACCUGACAGAUUAUUUCAUGAGUAUUUGUAUAGAGCUAUGAUUGACUUAGGUCUUGAAAAUGAGUUGUUGGAGUAUGGAGGUCCAGACUUGGUGCCUUUUCUGCAGACUGCUGGUCGUGAACCUGUGCAAGAGGUUCAAGCUCUCUCUGCAUUGACAUCUGCAACCCCUUCAAUGGGUCAACCAGGAGCACCUAUUCAUUCUGAUCAAGCCAAAUAUUUUGAUCUUUUGGCUCGAUAUUAUGUCUUAAAGCGGCAGCAUGUACUUGCAGCGCAUGUGUUAUUGAGGUUGGCUGAAAGACGCUCAACUGAUGGGAGCAAUGCUCCUACUCUGGAACAGAGGCGUCAAUACCUAAGCAAUGCUGUUCUCCAGGCCAAGAGUGCAAGUAAUAAUGAUGGUCUGGUAGGUUCUAGCCGGGGUGCUUUUGACAGUGGAUUGCUAGAUUUACUUGAAGGGAAACUUACUGUUCUCCAGUUUCAAAUAAAAAUAAAAGAGGAACUGGAGGCAAUUGCUUCCAGGUUAGAAGCUACACCUGUUACAUCCGAAUCUGUUCAAAAUGGAUCUGUCCCUGAUAGCAGGUAUAAUGGGGAUGCCCAUUUAGCAAAUGCUGCAAGGGAGAAGGCCAAGGAGUUAUCAUUAGAUUUGAAGAGCAUUACUCAGUUGUAUAAUGAAUAUGCAGUUCCUUUUGAGCUUUGGGAGAUAUGUCUGGAAAUGUUGUACUUUGCAAACUAUUCUGGUGAUGCUGAUAGUAGCAUUAUACGAGAAACCUGGGCUAGACUAAUUGAUCAAGCUCUUUUGAGGGGUGGAGUUGCUGAAGCUUGCGCUGUUCUGAAGAGGGUUGGUUCUAGAGUAUAUCCUGGAGAUGGAACUGUUUUACCUCUGGACACUCUAUGCCUUCAUCUAGAGAAGGCUGCAUUGGAGAGGGUGGAAUCUGGACUUGAAACUGUUGGAGAUGAAGAUGUGGCAAGGGCUCUUCUUGCUGCUUGCAAGGGUGCAGCUGAACCUGUAUUGAACACUUAUGAUCAAUUAUUAUCAAAUGGGGCUAUUUUGCCAUCACCAAACCUCAGAUUACGCCUUCUUCGAUCAGUGCUAGUGAUACUUCGUGAGUGGGCAAUGUCUGUCUAUGCACAGAGAAUGGGCACAAGUUCUACUGGUGCUUCUUUAAUUUUAGGUGGAACAUUCUCACUGGAGCAGACAACAGUUUUAAAUCAAGGGAUUAGAGACAAGAUCACGAGUGCAGCAAAUAGGUUCAUGACCGAGGUGCGGAGGUUGGCCCUCCCACAGAGUCGGACUGAGGCUGUUUAUAGAGGAUUUCGGGAACUUGAGGAGUCUUUGAUAAGUCCAUUUUCUUUUGAUCGAUUUUGAUUUGAUAAUUUGUUCAAAACAUGUUGUUGUAUGAUAAGCAUAUAAACAAAAUAUAUUUUGACUCAAAUUUGCUAAAGAAGAUGGAAAGUGAAUUGUGUUUCAGUAUGCGACCAAAAUAAUUGACACCCCAUUCCUUGUUUCUCUAUCA
Messenger RNA from Theobroma cacao (cacao), 4960 nucleotides. RefSeq names its product nucleoporin 155 (gene NUP155). NCBI's taxonomy places the organism in Eukaryota, Viridiplantae, Streptophyta, Magnoliopsida, Malvales, Malvaceae. Gene Ontology annotation, biological process: protein import into nucleus; protein localization to nuclear inner membrane; transcription-dependent tethering of RNA polymerase II gene DNA at nuclear periphery. The record is from RefSeq and is a predicted model, not a curated record. Gene Ontology annotation, cellular component: nuclear pore inner ring; nuclear pore. Gene Ontology annotation, molecular function: structural constituent of nuclear pore.